Molecule: messenger RNA, 975 nt
Organism: Thermochaetoides thermophila DSM 1495
Lineage: Eukaryota; Fungi; Ascomycota; Sordariomycetes; Sordariales; Chaetomiaceae
Product: hydrolase-like protein
Exons: 1
Coding region: 1-975 (324 amino acids)
Biological process (GO): base-excision repair, AP site formation
Molecular function (GO): mismatch base pair DNA N-glycosylase activity
Source: RefSeq, a predicted model, not a curated record
AUGGCAUCCGAGACGACAGAAGAGACUCGACCCCCUCCCAGCUUUAAGGGCCGUCUCCAGCUCGAAAGCUUCAUGUAUAACGGUAGCGGAUUGCGGAGAAGCCCCCGUCUCUCUGGAGCCUUGUCAUACAGCGCACCUCCGACUCCGUCAGCGGCUCAACCCAAUUUGUCGUCCAAGCGCAAAGAGCCACCAUCACAGAACUCACAGGAUGGAGCCAGCGACGGCGAUGGCAACGGUACUUCCUCUUCCUCCUCUGCCAGCAAUUCUCAAGCCAAACGCAAGCGUGUCCGCCAGCCAUCCUCUUACGCCCCUCCAUCUACCUAUGCCCAUCUCCCUCCUCUUCCUGACUCUCUCGGGCCCAACCUCUUAGUCCUCUUCGUUGGCUUAAACCCGGGCAUUGAAACAGCUCGCUCGGGACACGCCUACGCCCAUCCAACCAACCUUUUCUGGAGGCUUCUCUACUCGUCGGGCGUCACGCCUCGACUAUGCUCACCCACCGAAGACCGGCAAAUGCCAGCGCUGUACUCGUUGGGGCUGACAAAUAUCGUCUCAAGGCCCAGUCGGAAUGGCGCCGAGCUGAGUAAACAAGAAAUGGAUGCUGGCGUGGACAUAUUGGAGAAAAAAACCAGGAUAUGGAGGCCAGAGGUAGUGUGUAUUGUUGGGAAAAGUAUCUGGGAGAGUAUUUGGAGAGUCAAGCAUGGAAAGGCUAUAAAGCCUGCCGAAUUCCGGUAUGGAUGGCAAGAUGAGACGGAGAAUAUGGGCGUGGUAGGUCCCCAAGGGCAGAAAGAAGAGGAGAAGGAGGAGGGAGUGGAGUACUCACCGGACUGGAAGGGGGCGAGGGUCUUUGUGGCGACAAGCACGAGUGGGUUGGCAGCUACGUUGAAACCCAAGGAGAAGGAGGCGAUCUGGAAAGAAUUGGGAGACUGGGUCGUCAAACGACGGGCAGAGCGAGUAGCAGCGGCAGACAGAUCCUGA